CACAACUCAUGCCCUAAUUUUGCCACAUCUUUCAAUCUUAUUGGGAUUCCUCGUCCCUCGAACUUCGGCCUUCGGCAAUCUCCGAGUAGAGCAUUUCUACUCUCUUGCCCUCCUCAUUUCAACAUUGGCCGGUCUUUGGAGCUACUAAUUGCUGUCAACCGUCGACUACACUCUCGACCCACUCUCCCAACGACCGACUGCCGGUCGCUCGAUCUAGGGUUAUCUUUCUUCAGUGAUCGCCAGGGUGCCACUGUCGACUGCUCUAAUUACAUUCGGAAGACACACUACGUCAUGUCUGAACAGAAGAUUCUAGCUAUUUGUCAGUUUGGUGGGGAUUUUAUGAACAACAAUGAUGGAACAAUGACUUAUAUUGGUGGAGAGGCGCAUGUAAUUGACAUCGAUCGUGGCAUGCACUUCCAUGAACUUGUGACAGAGAUAUCCGACAUGUUUAGCUGCAAUAUGGAUUUGUAUUCAAUCAAAUAUUUUCUUCGGAACAACAAACGUGUUUUGAUCACAAUCUCAAAUGACAAGGACUUGAGAAGAAUGGUUGAUUAUAAUUCAGAUCCUACAAUUGAUAUUUUUGUUCUGAAGAAGGUGGAGAACAGGAUAAUUAGGAGUGUUGUAGCUGAUUCAGGAACUUCUACUGAUGUAAUUACUGCCGUGGAUGGUGAAGUCACUCCUUACAAUGACAGCCGUCUACGAAUUAUGAAUGGUUGGGACAAUUUGAUAAUGGGUGUGGGGCAAGCCUUUGAUAGUUCAAAAGAGUUCCGAGAAGUGUUGCACAAGUAUGCCAUUGCCAAAGGUUUUGUAUACAAAUUUAUUAAGAGUGAAGGACCUCGUGUUACUGUUGUGUGCUCUGCAAAGGAUUGUACUUGGCGGAUACAUGCUUCAAAGUCAUCAGCAAAUCAAGAUUUUACAAUUAAGAAAAUGAAUCAUAUCCACACAUGUGAAAGGGAAAAUAGCAAGCAAAGCCAUCGGUUGGCAACUCAGAGCUGGGUCGCCAGUGUUAUAAAGGAGAAGCUUCGCGACACACCAGAUUAUAAGCCAAGGGACAUUGCGAAUGAUCUUGAGCGUGAGUAUGGACUGAGAUUGAGUUACCAUCGGGCAUGGCGUGGAAGAGCUAUCGCUGAGAAAGAGCUCCAUGGUUCCGUAGAGCAGGCUGGAAGCGAACUGCCUUGGUUUUGUGAGAAGAUUAUUGAAACAAACCCAGGAAGCUUUGCUACCUUACAAACAUCAGAUGAUUCAAAGUUUAUCAGUCUUUUCUUAUCUUUUCAUGCAUCCAUAAAUGGUUUUGAGCAUGGAUGCCGCCCCCUUCUUUUUCUUGACGGGAUCACAUUGAAAGCUGCCAAACGAUGGAAAUUGUUAACAGCAACUGCUGUUGAUGGAGAAAAUGAUAUGUUUCCAGUUGCCAUGGCUGUUGUUGAUGCUGAAACUGAUGAAAACUGGCACUGGUUCUUAGUGCAACUGAAAUCAGCUAUUGGUAUGUCCCGUACCAUCACCUUUGUGUCCAACAGGCAGAAUGGGUUGGAAGGGUUAGUGUCUCAGGUCUUUGAGGAUUCCUACCAUGUUUAUUGUAUUAAUAAUCUCAUACAGGAAUUCAAGGCAGAGUUUGAUGAUUCCUGGCCCCAGGAACUGAAAGAUGAGAUGGUGGAUAAUCUUAUUCGUGCUGUUUGUGCAUGCAAGAUUGAUGAGUUCAACCAGUGCAUAGAGAUCAUAAAGGCUGCAUCACCAGAACUAGCAGAGUGGGUUAUGUCAAAGAACCCAGAGCUCUGGUCUGAUGCUUCCUUUAAAGGUAUGAGAUCCGGCCACUACUCAUCAUCUGCUGCACAAAUAUUCAAUGAGUGGAUAUCUUCAAGACAAGAGUCUUCAGUGCUGCAGAUGAUUGACAUGAUCCGCUGCAAAAUAAUGGAACUUAUAUAUAAACGGCAUGAAACCUCAAACACCUGGACUGAGAUGGUUCUAACACCAUCCAGGAGUCGAAAGGUUGAAGAAGAGCUGUCCAAAACACAAAAUUUCAAUGUCAUAUGCCCAACAGGCAGCAUCUUCGAGGUGAAAGAUGAGACGACAAAUAUUGUUAAUAUGGAAAUUUGGGAAUGUACAUGCCGGAGGUGGCAGGUCAACGGUUUGCCAUGCCCUCAUGCCCUGGCAGUCAUCGAGCGAUCCGGUUGGUGUAUAUAUGAUUUCUGCUCCAAAUACUUCACUGUAGACUGCUACCGUCAGGCUUACAUGCUUUCCAUUAAUCCAAUAGCUGACCCACUUCAUUCUGUAUGUGCGGUUCCUUUCCGAGCGAAGCGGUUGCCGGGCAGGCCAAAAAGGAAGCCAUUGGAGCCUCGCAUUACCAGUAAGAGAGCAGUUCGAUGUAGCAAGUGCAGAGCAUACGGGCACUACAAACAAACUUGCACAACUGCUAUGUAGAGCUAUCCAUGUCUAGCACUCAGGUGAAAUAAUUGACCCCCACUUGUAGACUGCUUCUCCUUGUUUGUUGUGCCUUUUUACGGUUUGCAA
Molecule: messenger RNA, 2505 nt
Organism: Phalaenopsis equestris
Lineage: Eukaryota; Viridiplantae; Streptophyta; Magnoliopsida; Asparagales; Orchidaceae
Exons: 3
Coding region: 292-2415 (707 amino acids)
Molecular function (GO): zinc ion binding; protein binding
Source: RefSeq, a predicted model, not a curated record